AUGACCCAGCCUUGUUUGCGCGCGCUUACGCUCGUGUCAGUCUGGGACAGCUGUCAAUCAUUCUCUCCCUCUCCGGCCCUAUUUCGCUCUAUUCGAGCACUCAAAGCUACACUCUUUCCUCCUCGUACCUCAAAGGCUGGUUCCAUUGUUGAACCUUCGCCUGUCCCAUACCUCAUUUGGGCUACAGGCCUGCAGGUCUUGCGUGUCCUCUCUAUCACCCUCGUCUUGGUCCUUAUCUCUCUCUCUCCCCCUUCCAGCCCUCUCUGCCUCUCCAUCUGUCCUGGCCUCGCUCUCUUUCGAUAUCUCUUGUCCGCCUCAGCCCUGCAGAUGGAGUGCAGUUGUGGCCAGGGUGAUAAGACGCACGGGGGCGUGGUACUGACGCCUGGACUGGUUUCUCUAUCUUCCUUUUCUCUCAAUUUCACAAUUCAUGUCAUCACACACGCCAGCCAGGCGGGCAUAGCCGUUUCAGGCCUUACACUCGCUGCCUCGCUCACUCACCAACCACUGAGCCUCUGUGUUCGAGUCCCGUUCGGACUCGAGCCCUGUUGUGGAUAG
Messenger RNA from Protopolystoma xenopodis, 555 nucleotides. Lineage: Eukaryota; Metazoa; Platyhelminthes; Monogenea; Polystomatidea; Polystomatidae. The record is from the annotation of a GenBank genome assembly.